AUUCUUGAGUAUCUUGCCGAUCGCUCCAUCCUGGAUCCACUUCAAACGGGCUUUCGUCCCUCAAAUAGUACUCAGACUGCCCUCCUUAAACUGACGGAUGACAUACGUACUGGAAUUGACAGGCGACAGUUGACCAUGCUCAUUCUGUUCGAUUUCAGCAAGGCGUUCGACUCAGUGUGUCAUGUACUGCUCCUUGAGAAGCUUGUCAGCUAUGGCUUCUCGUCAGCAGCUGUCAGAUGGAUAGCAUCCUAUCUCAGUGGUCAUUCCCAAGCGACGCUGGGAGGCUCGAGUGCUUUUUAUUUUCGUAUAUUAAAGAUAUAUUUACCUAUCUACACUGAUAAUGUUAUAAAAGUCGUGAUCAAAAUAGUUCACCAAGAGAAACUUUGGAAAUGGGAAGAUCUUUGUCAAUAUAUUAUUCAGGGUCUUCUCAAUUGUGGAAUCAAUCAAAAUAAAAUUAUCGAUGGUUUAUUUAAUAAAACACAAUGCAAAAGAACAUCUUUGAAAGACAUCCGCAAAAUUAUGCGCAUCUUGUAUACAAUCCUGGAAGACCAUUCGUGGGUUAAUGAUCAAGAUACUGAAACUGCCAUUAAAAGAUUAUUAACACUAUACCACAAUAGUCUCAACCAUUGUUUUGACGAAAAGCAACUAAUACUCAAAAACAGUUUUGAAAUUUGUUUACUGAAUGCUAUCAAACAUCUUUCCGAUUGGCAUCUAAUCUCAAUCCUCUCAGAAAUAAGCUUAUGGGCCUUGGAAAAGCAAUCGCAUGAUGAUGCAAUAAUUUUAGAACUUGCAAAUAUUUUAGAAUUCGCUGCUCAGUCUUACGAAUUGGAUAUAUUCGAGAAUACUCUAGCAAAAGAAUUAUUGAUUCUCCUCUUAAAAAUGAUAUCUUCACCGAAUUCAUCAGUGAGUCUCGUAGGAAACCGAGUGCUCCAAAAUCUCAUUGACAGAAAGCGCAAUAAAUUGCAAUUUCAGGCAUUGAAAUUGUUCUUCGAGAAUACGGAUUACGAUAUAGAAAUAAAUAAAGACAGACGAAAUGACCAAGAUUUUUUUAAAGAGCACCGAGACCUCAUUCAUGAAAGUUUUCUGCAAUGUGUAAUGAAUCACUGUACAUCAAGAAUAAACCUUGAAGCCAUUUACUGUACAAUUUGUUUGAUAGCGGUAGAGGUUCCUUGUGGAUUCACUGCGGCAGCUUUGUCUUGUCUCUUAAUGAACAUUCAGGAUUUAACUCUAGAGCACUUGGAUGCUACUCAUUCCGUGACUUAUCAUGUUCAUGCAAUGAUAUUGGCAAUAAUGACAUUGAUCUGUUGGAUUCACAAAGCAAAAGUGUUUUAUGCGUAUGUCAACAAAGUUUUGAUGGAACGAGCCCAAUGGGCCCCGCAUUUAAAUCCGCCCUUAGCAACACAUUACGACUUAGCAAUACAUCAUGUUCUCUGGGAUAAACCUGAACUAUUUUUCGUCGACUGGGAAGUGCGUUUUGGACUUUGGAAAUGCUUUCGUCUACAAACAGAGGAGGAUUAUAAUAAAAGUUGA
Molecule: messenger RNA, 1530 nt
Organism: Diachasma alloeum
Lineage: Eukaryota; Metazoa; Arthropoda; Insecta; Hymenoptera; Braconidae
Exons: 2
Biological process (GO): protein localization to plasma membrane
Cellular component (GO): plasma membrane
Source: RefSeq, a predicted model, not a curated record